AUGCAAUUCGAGCCCGAGGAAAGCGGCGAAGAGCGCCGUCGACGGCAGAGGGACUAUCAUGCGUUUCUAGACGCUCAAGUCGAGGCUCGCAGUAGGAAGUCCGCUCCAGAGGAUGACCGGACAGACCCCGCAGGCAACCCCAGGCUCCCGGUCCUCCCGCUUUCUGCGAGGUUGAAGUACCAGCCUAGCCCCGAAACCUACGGCACGGAUUCUUCCACAAACUUUGCACUGCCGAAUGGGAAGGGUCCGGUGGUGGGCGAUGGUAGCGGGGGCAGAGUGAGAGGGACGGAUCAUCGGGCGGAAGUCGCUAUCCGUGAGGAGCACUUCAACCGCAUAGAGCAAAGACUCGAGGAAGAGGUUCAGCGGAGACACCUCGUCGAGCGGAAUCUAGCAGCCCUUGGUCAAAGGCUGGAGAACUGGAUAUCGGACUCUACGGCCAGCUUGAAGUCGCUUGGCGCCAGGGACGAGGUCGUUACCAAGGUGCAAGAGAUGACCCAGCAGCAGGUCAAGGCUCUUGAGGAGGAGGCACGCACCAGAAUACAGGCCGAUGAGACCAGAUCGUCUCGGUUUCGCCAAGCGGUCGAACGUGUGUCUGGUGAGGUGGAGAACCUUGCCCGUAAGCUAGAAUCUGAGGAUAACGGCACUCUCCAACGAGUAGCGAAGUUUGAGGUGAGGUUUAAAAGGCGCAUCGGGAUGUCAACACUUAUUCCUUCGUGUUACGGCACAACGAAGGCUGUGUUCAAGGGAGAAGCGAAGAGUGCGAGAGAAGCGACCAAGCAGCUGGUAGCCCAGGUCCAGGCGUUGGACGAUGACGUUGCUGGAUCGGAAAGGAAAAUGAGCUCGCUUUUGGAAUCGUUGCGGCAGAUCGAAAGCCGGCAACGCGAGCAACUUUCGGUGGCAGCAGAAGCAAGAAAAGCAACAGAUGGGACGGAGCAGUUGCGCGAGAAAGUCUGUGCAUUGAGCGCAGCAGUGUCUCGGUCGGACAGUAAGAUGAACUCGCUCCUUCAGGCGCAUCAGGCGCUUGAAAAACGGCAGCAAGAUCAACACUCUGUUGGGAACGCGAUAAAAGAAGAGAACGUGUCGAAACAGCAACUUCAGGAGUCGUUGAUGGCCGCUACGAGCGUCAAGCUAGAGCUUUUGAGGUCGUCCCUCGCAGAUGAGCUGUCCGGUAUGAUGGGAGACACAGCAAAGCGAGCUGUGGAAAGUACCAACGUGCCACAGUUGAUGGCAGCCCUACGAGGUCGAGUGGAGCAUACAGAGGAGCGACUGAACAACAUGGUAGACAAAAGUUUCAGGGCCAUGGAAGACGAACUUUCCGGUGUACACACUGAGGCUGCAACCCAGAGUCAACUGACGGAGCUCCAGUCUUACCGACUCCACGUUCUCACCCGUCGCCGAAAGGAUGCUCUAUCGGCUGAGAUAACCGCCAGAAGGCGAAACGCCGUUCGACUAGCCGAGGCACAGGCGGCAACGAAGGAGGGAGGGCGGGAGAGCGCAGUUCAGGCAGCGUCAGGAUUGCGUGCACGGUGUCUAGAGCUCGAGGAGCUGGUCGCCCGCUUGACACGAGAUAUUAAGACCGCUCAGGAAGAUAUCUCAUCGCAGGUCUCUGAUGGAGAUCGGAAUAUCGCUAGAGUGACCGCAAGAGUGGACGAGCUCGAAGGGGUUAUCACCAUAAACAAAGACCUGGUGAGCGAGUGUACGCUGGAACGGGACGUAUCGACGCCGAUGUUCUUCGCUCCAUACAAGGAAGUGGAGCCGUUGCGAGAGGCGGAAGAGAGAGCUCGAAACGGUCUUGCAGCAACGGAGUCAAAGCGUCAGGAACAAGCCAAGCAGUUCGCCGACAAGAUAGCCAGUGUCGAGUCGUCGGAGAUGGCACGGAUAGAGGCGAUAGAGCUAGCCAUGACAGAGCAAGGGGACAUCCUCAAGGAAGCCUUCGAGACCGGCCACCGAACGAACAAAAGACGUUCCGACGAGAUCCAUGCGGAGGUGAAGCGUUUGGAGGGUAGCUUGAGGACGGAGCUGGCGGAUGCUCAGGAGGAGUCGGAGAGGGUUAAUUAUCUACUCCACCAAGCCCAAGAGCAGGUGAACGCGUCGCUUCUGCGGCCGUCAAAUACGACCAGAACCCACCCGAUACUUCGAGAGAAAAUAACAGCCGAGGAGACCGCUCGUAUUGACGGAGUGCGGGACCUACACCGAGACUUAUCAAGGGCAACAGAAGCUUCGUACUCGCGCACGCGGCUGUGGGCAGAAGACCAGCUGCGAAAAGAACACGCGGCAAUGGAAGAGUCCUUGGAGCGCACUCAAGCGCAGAGCGGGAUGAUCCGCACCCUACUCGACGAAGCGGUGAAGGCCGUGUCGAAGGAGCUGGAUCUCUUGAGGGUGGAAUCUCGCGAUAGGAACCUGGCGUUGGAGGAGGUGCUUGACGAGCGAGCGUCGGGGCUGGAAGAAAGGCUCACCGAGAUCGACAACGGAUCGGCGAAAAAACGGCGAGUGAACGAGCUGACGAGAGAAACUGGGGCGCGGAUCGGUGAGGUCGAGCGGCGGGUCCGCCAGGCCGAGAGGGAACUCAAGGAAGAGCUGGAAGUCAAGCUAGCGGUUUCGUCGAUGGUGUGUUCAGUUGCGGACAAGGCAUCAACGCAAAGGCUAGAGCAGAGCUCUUUGGAAGUAGUGCGACUGGAGGAGAUGCACAAGGCUGGUGCAAUGGAAAGCGAGGCGAGCCUGAAGGCGGAGCUGGCGAAGACAAACGCCGUUGUUGCAAGCUUGAAGGCCGACAUAGGUGUUGCCAGGGCAUGGCAGACGGGCGUGGACAGCCUCGAAGUAAAACUGAUGGCGCGCAUUGAAGAACUUAGGACCAUGGCCGAGGCGGCAGAGUCAGCCGCAGCAAUUGCGAAGGCCGAUGCCUCUGCCGCGCUCGAAGCCAAAGCUAAGCACACCUCCGAGGAUACCAGCAGCAGCGUUACCAGGAAUGAUAUUGAAGUAAAUAAUCUCCGUGGCACGGAACCAUUAGACGUCGAAGGGGCAGCGAAGGCUCAAGGGCAGCUGGGCAAGAAAGGGUUGACGAAGAAGGUAGGGUUUGCAUCUCGAGAAUGCCCGGUGACACAGAGCGUCAAAGUUUCCUUUGGCUCCAAGCAAAGGUCUGUUUACAUGUUCCAGACCAUGUCAGCCGAGAAACAUGAUAUUUCGACGUCCAUGACAGUUGACGGAAUCGGCAUGGCGGUGAUACACAGCGUUGGCGGUACCAAUUACCUUGUUCUUAUGUCAUACUGGCGCGCUCAUCUGUGCCUUCAGGCGAUGGACUUCGCCGCCAUGAACGACGAGCUCGAAGCCGACGAGAAGAGCUCCACCCAAUCCUCUUCAUCCAGUAGACAAGAUGAAUCCGAUGCAAAAGAUGAUGACGAAGAUACCAACAGCAACGCUGACGCAUCAAACUUAAAUACCCGGGUAAGCGACAUUGAGAAGGAGCUGGUCCAGCUGAAGCAGCGGUUGGAAGAAGGAAUUGUGGAGAUGGAUGCCCUCAGGCAAGAGAUUCUCAGUGCGGGAUCAGCAGUCAGAACUCCCGUCGACCCUGAAAGAGGAGCGAGCGCUUCUCCCCAGCCCAGCUCACAAAGGGACGCUAGUUCAUCCCAAGAGGGCACGAAUGAUGAUAGCCAAGACGCGGUGGAUGAACGCAGUCGAUCGCGCAGAGUCGCUGAUCAAGACCAGGAAGGGGUCAAAAGCGCGGGCGAUGAAGUACAGCAACCAAGGCGUCGAGAUAGCAGGUCGCGCUUUGCGACAGAGGUGGCAGAUGGGAACGAUGCGCCUGCUUCCUCGGGCUUGGACGUUGACGGUAGAAGGAGACAAGUAGCAGAAACCCCAGAUGAGGAAAGACAGGUCAGCAGCAAAGAGCCUUCGUCGCCGGGAGCAGCACACAUCCGCAACAGGGUACCCUCCUCACAGACAUCGCGUGCGAGCUAUACCCCCCCGUUGUCGCCAACAUCGGCCGCCAGCUACACACCACCGAUUUCACCAAAAUCGGAUGGCUCAGGUUCUACCGGACGGAGGGCGGACGCAGCAGCGGGCCAAAGCAAACGUCAAGCCGAGGAUAGUGGGUCGGAAAAUGAAGUCAGUCGUAGCGACAGGGGAAGCGAAAGUGAUAGUGAAAGCGAAGGAGGCCGUUCCCGUCAGAGCUCUGCGGACCAGGGAGAUCUGGCUUCGAGGCGAGAAGAAGAGGGUUCUGCAGGUCAGGAGUCUGACGAGGCUAGAGACAGGGGCGUGGACGGCUCAUCCUCGAGGGGCUCUGAAACAGCGUCCAACGCCUCGGAAGAGGAUGGUAGCAGCGGGGUGGACGACGAUGGCAGCGGCUCCGAGCGAGGCGCGGAGGAUGACCGAAGUCGAGAUAGCGAAGGGGGUAGCGACGAGGAAGCCGCGUCUGAGAGCGGGUCGGUGUCGGGCUCCGACCGUUCUGGCGAAACACGGGAUCGCAGGGCGAGUGACGAUGGUACAGGGUCAGAGUCUGAUGACGAGGAUAGUGGUCAAGGUUCCCAGAACGGCCGAGAUUUAUCGCCGGCGAGAACGUCCGGAGGAACAUCAGAAGCAUCCGAUGAAGACACCGAAGGCAGUACCACCCCGAGAAGAUCGGCGAGGAGUGGUAGCAGUGGGACGGCAGGCGAAGGGGAGGACGACGAGCGCUCGGAAUCGUCGAGAUCGAAGGCUGGCAAGACAAGAUCAUGA
Molecule: messenger RNA, 4710 nt
Organism: Ectocarpus sp. CCAP 1310/34
Lineage: Eukaryota; Phaeophyceae; Ectocarpales; Ectocarpaceae
Source: the annotation of a GenBank genome assembly